CACACCAGCGAAAUAGUGGAAUGCUGUCAGCGCUGUGCCAAGCAAGUUGGCUGCAAGUACUGGCAUCUGCAACCGCCAGCAAACGGCCAGCUUGGCAAAUGCAAGUUGAUGGGCUCGUUGGCUGGUCUCACCGUGAGGAACUGGGAUAAAGAAUGGCCAAUUACGUUCCUGGGAGGCCAAUGCAACCCCGAUGCCAACACGGAUGACGACCCGCAUUUCCGGGGCGCAGACGGCACGAGCUUUGACUUCAACGGCCUUCUUGACCGCUCCUUUUGCUUGGUUUCCGACCGUCGGAUCCACAUCAACAUGGGAAUCAAGGGUUACCAGCCCAUCGCGAAUCUUCCCGGCACGACGACAUCGUUGGAUGAAGAGUCUCUCGCUGCAGCGCUGGAGGCGGCGUCCAAAGAGAAGAAGCCACGUCAUGUCCGGCACCUGGAGCAGGAGAGGCUGAGCGUGGAGGAACUGAGCGAGCUGGAGAGGAUGCGGGCCAAUGGGAGCCUGCCGUUGACUGCUGAGGUGGCGGCAGCGCUUGAGCGGGAAGCUGGUGGUCGCAGCGGCGGAGAAAGCGGUGGGAGUGGAGGGGAAGAGGAGCAGCACUCCAUUCAGUAUGCGAAGCAUGAGCUGAAGGCGAGGCUUCUAAAAGGAAAGCCGAUUCGCAGCUGGAUCAGGGAGCUCCAAGUAAUGUGGCGCGAUGCGACAGGCACACAGCAUUCGGUGUUCUUUAAGGCACGCGACGGCAAGGAGCAAGGGAGGGGCAGCAGCGGGUUCAUCGACCGAAUGGAGCUCGACGGCUCGCCGGUGGCCCCGCCUCUGUCCGAAGGCUCUUCCAUCGUUGGCAGCGGCGGGUUCAAGCUGCUGCUGGCGGAGACACGGAGCUGCAAGGGGAAGGACGAGGACGAUUUUCAUCUCACGAUCGACGGACUGGUGGACAUGGGCAUCACGGCACGUUUGGCGCAUCCGCUCAUGCAGACGGCUACGGAGGCCCAGGCUCAUUUCAAUGUGCACAUCGAACAGCUCAAUCACACGAGUGGCAUUCACGGCGUGCUGGGUCAGACGUUCCGAGCCGAGGAAUCCCGCAAGGUGCGCUCGCUGCGGUACCGCCUGCUGACCCGCCUGCUGCGCGAGCCGGUGGAGGUGGAGAGCGAGAGUGGCAGGGGAUUCCUGGAUGGGCGCACGGAGGACUACAUCACCUCGGAUAUUCACUCCGCGGAUUGCAUGUACGCUGCUGCUUGGCGGAGGGGUGAACACGAGAGCAGCGAUGGAAGCGAUUUCAUGUGA
Messenger RNA from Closterium sp. Naga37s-1, 1278 nucleotides. Lineage: Eukaryota; Viridiplantae; Streptophyta; Zygnematophyceae; Desmidiales; Closteriaceae. The record is from the annotation of a GenBank genome assembly.